Molecule: messenger RNA, 1536 nt
Organism: Psilocybe cubensis
Lineage: Eukaryota; Fungi; Basidiomycota; Agaricomycetes; Agaricales; Agrocybaceae
Exons: 7
Coding region: 1-1536 (511 amino acids)
Source: RefSeq, a predicted model, not a curated record
AUGCCAUCCAACCUCACUCCGUCGUCCCAACAACGUCACAGUGUACCCGACAACCAGUGGAUUGAUCCUCCCAUACUCGCAAGCGGUGAUUCAUACAGUAAAGAAUCCAUGAACCUCCCUGUUCUCGAUACAAGUCUGGAUCAGGUAUCAGAAAAUGAUUACGACCAAUUCAGUACUCCAUUGGAUCUAGAAGUAGUUGCGAGCAUAACCCGCCUCAUCGAAGAGAUUCUUGACUCCCAGUAUGCAGUUCAAAAUCAGAUGGGUGAUGCAGCCGGUGAUCCCACUCUGGAUAUAUUGCCAGUGGCGAGCGACCUGGAUUAUCAAGACAGUCGCUCAUCGGUGUCUCUCCCUGCUGAACCAUUACUGGCUUCAAUGACCCCAGUCAAUCAAGACAGUUAUCAUACGGUUCAUGGGGCGAUCGAGGAUUCAUUCCAUCCUCCAGGCAUCAAUCCAUCACCUCAUAUCCCGAUGGGCGCUUUCUCGGGCGCGUGGAGACGUGAUGAUGAAAGGGCGUUGAUGGGACAUGCUGGACCGUCUCGGAGCGACAAGCAAUAUUACGACCAUACCCAGCCACUUAACGAGCAGGGUAUGGCGCUGCAACAGAUAACCGCCGGGUCUUUGAGCGGCGGACUGUUUCCAUCAGAAAGCUAUCCAUCUACAUAUCGGCAGGCCACACAAUUGCCACACACGAUGGGCACAGCAUACUCUGUCCCUCCUCAGCAAAGGUUGGACGUCACAGGGGAUUCCUUUUAUCCUCAGAUUAGUGAACCCACAUACCCAAUUGACAAGUGGGAUGCUAUACCAGCGCAUGGCAAUAGAAUGCCAUCGCUUAUUUCACAGUCCGAAAUAGGAUACGAACAUCUUCAACAGGGCGUAUCAUAUCACAGAACAAGGACAGCACAAGCUGUAACGGGCGGUUCAAACAACCACCAUCCAACUGCAUCCUUCACCUUGGAAAGAGAGGAGAAGAGAUCCCAACUAAUAUCCAUCAAUGAUGGUUAUGACAUCGGCUCCGGGCCCAGCAAUGGGCACGUAGAGCAACCUAUCAAUGAUCCCCAGACAUAUGAUGGAAGGGGAAGUGAGCAGCCAGCUUUCAAGCGCGGCGAAGACAUUGGCAGGGCUGGGAGCAUGUCUCGAAAGAGACAGUACGAAAACUCGGGCACAGAGAGCGAGUCCGCGGAGAGCUCCCGGAAGAUCAAGAGAGCCAAGGGCACCAAAUCUGAGUCCACAGAUUUGGUGCCGAACUUCAGGGACAUGGAAGAGGCGGCAGGGGCACCGGUACCCAGGCAAUUGAAGCCAAAGGUGCCAAAGAUGAUGAAGGCAUACUCCCAUGCCAUUGUCAAAUUGGAGACUCCUGACUCAAAGGGUAAAGGCCGAAAAUGGCACUUUGUGCCAACCGGUUCAAGUGAGAGCGAGGAAGCUGCUAGUAAGGCUUUUGGCAGUGGCCAACAGUCCAUUAGCAUGGACAAUGUAAGAGUAGAGACCGGUCGCCCAGACCUAUCUAAACCAAAGCGGACGCGGCGAUGUGAAAAGUGA